Molecule: messenger RNA, 5077 nt
Organism: Hippopotamus amphibius kiboko
Lineage: Eukaryota; Metazoa; Chordata; Mammalia; Artiodactyla; Hippopotamidae
Gene: ZBTB14
Product: zinc finger and BTB domain containing 14
Exons: 5
Coding region: 1603-2952 (449 amino acids)
Biological process (GO): regulation of transcription by RNA polymerase II
Cellular component (GO): nucleus
Molecular function (GO): RNA polymerase II cis-regulatory region sequence-specific DNA binding; protein binding; DNA-binding transcription factor activity, RNA polymerase II-specific
Source: RefSeq, a predicted model, not a curated record
CUCCAACGAAAGCGUCGCAAGGUCCCGGAUUAACCCUUUCCCUGCUCGCCCAUUUAGAGGCCCGGUCGGGUUCCGUGCCUGCGCAAGCCGGCGGCGCGCCUUCCCCCUGGCCCGCACCGCGCAUGCACGGGAGGUGGGGGGGUGCCGGUGGGGGUGUUCACGGCCGGUUAGACAUUCUGUGCUCGUGCAGGAGGAGGGCUCCUACCAUCAGGGACGUGCACGAUUCCCCCCACCCCGCCCCCUGCCCAAACUCCAAAAAAAAAAAAAAAAAAAAUCCAAAACACACUGCCACCCACCGUGCCCCCGCGCCCCGCGUCCAUCCCGUCCCCGGCCUGCGUGCGGUGAGCGCGGGGAGCCCACGGCGAGUGUCUGUGGCUGUGCCAGGCUGCAGGGCCCAAAGAGAUGGGAGCGAGGCUUGGAGAGGCUCUGGAGGCGCCCGGGGUCCCCGCUCCGUUCCCUGCUUCCUCCCCAUCCCGAAGUUGCGAGCUCGCGACCGGGAAGUGGUGCCGCCGCCAUUGUCGCGGCGGCCCCGGGGUCGGGGAGGCGGCCGCCGCCGCUUAUGUAAGUUCGUCUUUGCAGGAGCCCCUGCUCCGGCCCUGCGCAAGCUGUUUGCAGAAGCGUAAUAAAGGGGCGAUUCAGUCCUGGAGGUGUGGUUGGGACUGCAUCUUUCCCUCCACCUACAGGGAUACUGGCAACGGGUAUCUUCUAGUUUGACUCACCUGAAUUUAGCAAUAGGAACGUCUCAACAGAAAAACAUGGUCCCCAGAGAUCUGGAGAGAGAAUGGGGGCCAAAUAACACACUGGCAAAGAAAGAAAAAAAAAAAUCCAGCACAGUGUGGUAUGUUGCCAUGGGUAUUGUACGCCACUCCUUUGCCUGGUCCUUGCUCUUUUAUCCCACAAGCCCUAGGGAGAGGACUGGACACUGUAGGAAGUGACCCGGUAGGAAGGUUUCGCCUGGCCACGUUCCCUUGGGGGUGACUAUAGGUUGGGGUGCAUCCAGGGAACGGGCAGAGUGGGAAGCAUCCUUAGAAAUAAUUCUGCCCAACCCUCACACUUGGCAGAUAAGAAGACAGCCUGCUGCUUUAGCAGCUUAAUGGUGUUAUCGCUUUUCUUUAGAGGGGCCUUUGGAGGGCUUUUCAGGACUGUGGUCCCACCCACCACACUCAAGUUUGUGUGCUCACUCACUGUUCAGUAGAGCAGACUUUAUGUUUUUCAGGAUGUUGGUCUGCAGGAUGGAGUCUACUUGGUAAUAGUUAAAACCCGCAAAAAUUUAGAAUCCUUAGAGUUUCCCUGUAGGGACAGAGGCAGAAACACCUGGAUUUCUCACGUGCAAGCUUCAAGAUGAGAGUGGCUUAAGUAAUUGUGUGCUACAUCACACAGAAGUGUGGACAGAAGAAAGCAGCUACUGUUCCCUCUCCUCCAGUGUUAACUGUUGGGUAGCUGGACCCGAUGCUGCCAGCCACCCUCCUCUCUGUUCCAAACUUGAAAAUGGGUACAGGUGCCAGUGGCAGGACAAAAAAGGACUGGCGUGCCCCUGAUCAGAGUUAUUCUGAUCCGAAGAAUUUGGUGUUUAAAGCGUUAAGAUAAUAGCCUGAGUUGUUCAUGGAGUUUUUCAUCAGUAUGUCUGAAACCAUUAAAUAUAAUGACGAUGAUCAUAAAACUCUAUUUCUGAAAACACUGAACGAGCAGCGCCUGGAAGGAGAAUUUUGCGACAUCGCGAUCGUGGUUGAGGAUGUGAAGUUCAGAGCACACAGGUGUGUCCUUGCCGCCUGCAGCACCUACUUUAAAAAGCUCUUCAAGAAGCUUGAGGUUGACAGCUCUUCGGUAAUAGAGAUAGAUUUUCUCCGUUCUGAUAUAUUUGAAGAGGUCCUGAAUUACAUGUACACAGCAAAGAUUUCUGUGAAGAAAGAAGAUGUUAACCUCAUGAUGUCAUCGGGUCAGAUUCUCGGUAUCCGAUUUUUGGAUAAACUCUGUUCUCAAAAGCGAGACGUGUCCAGCCCUGAUGAAAACAACGGCCAGUCCAAGAGCAAGUACUGCCUCAAGAUCAAUCGCCCCCUCGGAGAUGCUGCUGACACUCAGGAUGAUGAUGUGGAGGAGAUCGGAGACCAGGACGACAGCCCCUCCGACGACACGGUAGAAGGCACCCCCCCGAGUCAGGAGGACGGCAAGUCGCCCACCACGACGCUCCGGGUCCAAGAAGCGAUCCUGAAAGAGCUGGGCAGCGAGGAGGUGCGGAAAGUCAACUGCUACGGCCAGGAAGUCGAAUCCAUGGAGACCCCCGAGUCCAAGGAUCUGGGGUCCCAGACCCCUCAAGCCUUAACAUUUAAUGAUGGGAUGAGCGAAGUGAAGGACGAACAGACGCCAGGCUGGACCACAGCUGCCAGCGACAUGAAGUUUGAGUACCUGCUCUACGGCCACCACCGGGAGCAGAUUGCCUGCCAGGCCUGCGGGAAGACGUUUUCCGACGAGGGCAGGCUGAGGAAGCACGAAAAGCUGCACACGGCCGACCGGCCCUUCGUCUGCGAGAUGUGCACCAAGGGCUUCACCACGCAGGCUCACCUGAAGGAGCACCUGAAGAUCCACACGGGCUACAAGCCCUACAGCUGCGAGGUGUGCGGCAAGUCGUUCAUCCGCGCCCCGGACUUGAAGAAGCACGAGCGGGUGCACAGCAACGAGCGGCCCUUCGCCUGCCACAUGUGUGACAAGGCCUUCAAACACAAGUCCCACCUCAAGGACCACGAGCGCAGGCACCGGGGCGAGAAGCCCUUCGUGUGCGGCUCCUGCACCAAGGCCUUCGCCAAGGCGUCCGAUCUGAAACGGCACGAGAACAAUAUGCACAGCGAACGGAAGCAGGUCACCCCCAGCGCCAUGCAGAGCGAGACGGAGCAGCUGCAGGCAGCGGCUAUGGCCGCAGAGGCAGAGCAGCAGCUGGAGACCAUCGCCUGCAGCUAGAGGCGGGGAACCAGGAUGCUGGGGGCAGGGAUGCUCCGCCCGCAUCCUGCAUCCUGACCCAUGAACGCCAGCCGCUGCAUUUCGGUGGAAACUUACGGAGCAUUGUAUUCACUGGACUUAAGGCAGCGCUUGGUUGGGUGUUUUGAAAACUUUGCAAGGAAAUACCGUUCCUUGGUUCUGACCGAACAGUCUCCCUGUCCCGUCUGGUGUCUAGUAUUAAUGUUGCCAGUAAGCACCCGCCCCCCCCCCUUUUUUUUAUGAUUUCUGAUUUUAAUUUGAGAACUGUGUCCAGUUCAGAAGUGAGAGACUUCUGUCCUUUUUUAAAAUUCCUCUCUCCGCUUGCUGCACCCGGGAGUGCACUGCACAGAGAGAUAAUUGAGUGAAUUGAUUUCGUGAUCAUCACCGGUCUAUGUGACUUAGGGUCACAAUGGCAUUUUUAAGAACUUUAGUAAAAGUACUUCAGGUCGACGCAGAAAAUACGGGUGGGUGGUUGACCAAGAACCUUGUGUGCGCAGAUAUGAAAACAAGUUCUGGAAAUGCAAAAUGGUCUCAGAUUUAUAUAUUUGGUUUGUUAAUUUUCUAUCACUGUUUUUCAUGGUUUUCGUGGACAAAUAAUGGUUGCUUUGCUGAAGUGUUUCUUCAUCCCUUUUGAUUGCCCGUACCUGCCCCCAAAGAUGUUGUCACAUGUCCUGAAGGCAUGUUGGUGAUGUGAGGGUUGAGUUUUUUCAUUCCUCUUAUUUCGGGCAUUGCCACUCUGCAGCAGAUGAGGAUUGUGGGAUGGACCAGUGGUGAGAGGGUUAGAAAAGGGAGUAUAGGAACCUGGCUCUCAGAGACAAGGUUUGCACAUUUGCAGCAAUUCCAAGAUUUCCCAGAUCAAAAUAAUUCCUAAUUGAUUUUGAAACUGGAUUUUUGUUUAGGAUCAAAAUCAGGGCAAGAACAAGUAUGCCUCUUCGGAUACGUUUGUGUAACUUAAAAGAAUGUCAUCAAGCUUUUGGGCUCUCUGUAGCACGUGAUUUAUCCAUAAAGGAGAUGCAGUGUCCUUCCUUAAAUCAAUAUGUUUAAAAUUUUUUAAGUGUGUAAAUAGUACAGAAGCGUUGGUCUUAUGUAUCUCAAGUACAAGUAGACAGCUGCACUUUUUUUUGCACAUUGGAUUAAAGUUACUUCCAUCAGCAACAAACAUCAGUCUGUUUUUAACUGAUAUUAAAGAUUGUCAGACCAAAUGUUUCUGUUUUUGAAGUAUAUUUCCUCACUGGUUACAGUUUUAAGUGGAAAUUGACUGCCUUUUCAUAGCCGUAAACGGAAUUCUAAGUGCUGUUUCAAUUCUGGUGUAUGAAACUUUUCAAACAUUUCUUUAGGAAUAUAUUGAAAUAUCAACAAUAGUUUGAAUUAUGUUCUGUAAUAAAGUAUUCGUCAGUUAUUUUAGAAUGUACCAUUUUCAAAAGAUGUCAAUUUUUAAAAUUUAUUUUUGGUUGCUAGGAUUUUUUUUUAAAGAUAUAUUAAAGUAAUUUCAUUUCCUAGCUUGUUGCAUUAACACCUGUAAUUAUUAUUGUGAGAGAAAUUUUAUUUUUUAAAUUGGUGUGUAUGUUAUACCCAAGAUUGUAGGAUGAAGAUGCUACCUUUUUAAGGAACUUAUUUAUUGGUAAAUGUUUAAUUUAGUUUAAAACUAAUUUAACUUCUUUUCUUAAAAGUUGAUUAUUUUGUCCUAAAAAUAGUCUUGUCACUGUUUAUAUACUAUUAAUAGAAGGGGAACCGAUUGCGGUUCCUAGGCUGUUUUAACCAAAGCAAAGGAAAAAUAGUUUAACAUCUUGUGGAUAGCUACUUCAGCAAAUCAUUUUUGGGGCCUUCGUUUUUUUAUAUAAAAGAAAAUACACUUCUGUCAUUCCUGUUUUCAUUUUUUCCUAGCAGCCUGUCACAUACCCAGGUUUCUACCAAAGUUCAUUUUCUAUACUGUCUUCGUCCUGGUUUUACAGAGUUGCAAGUUCACUGUGUGGCAUUAACCCUCAUUGAAACCACCUAAUCACGGUGGUCUCCCAAAAAGGAAGCUUAAUUUUCAGCACUUUAUUUGCAGCCUGUAAAUAUGUGUCAUUUGUCGUAUAUUGCAUGAGAAAUAUAUUUGUGUUGUAAU